Molecule: messenger RNA, 1512 nt
Organism: Chrysemys picta bellii (western painted turtle)
Lineage: Eukaryota; Metazoa; Chordata; Testudines; Emydidae
Gene: COX15
Product: heme A synthase COX15
Biological process (GO): heme A biosynthetic process
Cellular component (GO): mitochondrial inner membrane
Molecular function (GO): oxidoreductase activity, acting on NAD(P)H, heme protein as acceptor
Source: RefSeq, a predicted model, not a curated record
AUGCUGGCUUUGUUUCCGGGUCAGAUGUCAGGGUAUUGUUUCCGGUUGUGCUCGUGAUGCUGCGUGCGGCACUGGGGAGUGCGCGGGUCCUCCUGCUCCCUGGGCGGGGGGGCUCAGGGGCCCAGCGAUGUCUCCGGUGGCGGCAGCCGCAGCAGCGGCGCGCGGUGUCGGAAGCCGCUGCCCAUCCCGGGGCGGUGGCCCUGCCUGUGCCCGGCUCCGCCGCGGAGCGGCUCGUGGGGCGCUGGCUCCUGGUGUGCAGCGGCGCGGUGGCCGGAGCUGUCGUGCUGGGGGGCGUGACCAGGCUGACAGAGUCUGGGCUCUCCAUGGUCGACUGGCACCUGGUGAGGGAGAUGAAGCCUCCACGGACACAGCAGGAAUGGGAGGCUGAGUUCCAAAAAUACCAGCAGUUUCCAGAAUUUAAAAUCCUGAAUCAUGACAUGACAUUGAGAGAGUUCAAGUUCAUCUGGUACAUGGAGUAUUCGCACCGAAUGUGGGGUCGGGUUGUAGGUUUGGCCUACGUUCUGCCUGCUGUCUACUUCUGGAGAAAAGGCUGGCUUAGCCACCCCAUGAAGGGGCGUGUCCUUGCCCUCUGUGGGCUUGUCUGCUUCCAGGGACUGCUAGGCUGGUACAUGGUGAAGAGUGGAUUGGAAGAGAAGCCGGAUUCUCAUGACAUCCCCCGAGUCAGUCAGUACCGUCUAGCAGCUCAUCUAGGCUCUGCACUAGUUCUGUACUGUGCCAGCCUGUGGAGUGGACUGUCCCUGCUGCUCCCACAACACAAAUUACCUGAAACCUAUCAGCUCCUCCGUCUGAGACGAUUUGCUCAUGGGACUACAGGUCUCAUCUUCCUCACUGCUCUCUCAGGUGCCUUUGUGGCCGGACUGGAUGCAGGCCUUGUGUACAACUCCUUCCCCAAGAUGGGGGAGCGCUGGAUCCCAGACGAUCUCCUCUCCUUCUCCCCAGUGCUGAAGAACAUCUUUGAGAAUCCCACUACUGUGCAGUUUAAUCACAGGAUAUUGGGGAUCACCUCAGUCACUGCCAUCACAGCACUCUAUCUGCUGUCUCGGAAGAUCCCCCUACCACGCAGGACCAAGAUUGCCGUGGCUUCUUUAAUGGCUGUGGCAUAUAUGCAGGUGGGUCUGGGCAUCAGCACCCUUCUACUGUAUGUCCCAACUCCUCUGGCUGCCACUCACCAGUCGGGAUCCCUGGCACUGCUCACGGUGGCUCUGUGGCUUAUGAAUGAACUACGUCGGGUCCCAAAAUAGGCUGGCUUCAACUGGGCUCUCCAAGGACGUCUAGUUCUUUCCCCACUGCACUGAUGUAGAUGCUCCAUCUGAUUGCUUUCCUCUGUGGUGACUUGCUGGGGUUCGAAAGGUCUCUGAGUGGGGAGUUCUGCAAGCCUGAAUUUAGACGGACCAGUAUUUGCCGCUUUGUUUACUGCGACAAAUUCUUGACUGUAAGAUCAUGUGCACUUUUGAUUGUAAACUUUGUAACGUAAAUUAAUUUGUUUAUUAA